Messenger RNA from Exserohilum turcica Et28A, 5001 nucleotides. RefSeq lists its product as uncharacterized. The transcript is spliced from 4 exons. The record is from RefSeq and is a predicted model, not a curated record. The coding region runs from base 83 to 4636 and encodes 1517 amino acids. NCBI's taxonomy places the organism in Eukaryota, Fungi, Ascomycota, Dothideomycetes, Pleosporales, Pleosporaceae. Gene Ontology annotation, biological process: carbohydrate metabolic process.
CGACAUUGAGAUAUCGCCCUACCCGAGCGACCAAGACAGCGACGGCGGACGCUUCAUUUCCAUUCCCUCCGACAUCUCGUCUAUGCCUACCGACAGCAUGACGGGCGCCACCGAGAUUAUCCCUCCAGCCCGGCGAAGGAGCCGCAGCUCGGAAAGGGACGCUGUGACCGACUCGCUUGUUUCCGAGGCCAUCAAGGACACCCUCAAGGCGCCCCGCGAGCAGCGAAGCCGGAGUCUGAGCAAAGAUCGCAUCACCCAGCGCGUAAUGGAGAAGCUGCAGCAGCAGGCCCUAGAAGGCAACUUGCCAAAGUCGUCAAGAGAACGCUCCUCCAAGUCAAGAGAAGCUUCGAGGCGGCGAGACGAUGACCUUUCCUCGCCGCGCAAGUCGCAUCGAAGGAGAAGCAAAGACAUUGAGCGCACGAGCGGCACCGAGUCUAGUGUGCUGUCGUCUAACCUUGACCGCCGCUCGGCCGUUUCGGGCACCUCUUCCAUCAACAACCCCAAACUACUGGCGACGGUUGAGGAUGCCAUUAAGCGCCUGAUUCUUCCUGAAUUGAAUGCACUCAAGGAGGAGAACCGCACGUCGCGGAACAUGGACAAGUUUGACCGCUCCACCCGUGACAGCGCAACCUUGUACGAGCCCAUGGAGUCUACUACCAGCUCCCGGGACCCGUCUAAGCGAAGAGUCUCUAAAUCAUCCAGUGCGCCCAAGCUGCACAGCAACAAGCCCAAGGUUGUUCUCAACAGAGACGGCGAUGAUCCGGGCACAACGCUCACCGGCGCAUCCAGCCGUAAGAGCGACCGGCGAUCUAGCCGAAGCUCUAUUUCUAGCUUCGCAGAAUCCGCCGUUAGAGAGGAGAAAUCUCACAGGAGAAAAAGCAGCCACAAAGAGGGCAUGUCGCAGCGGGAUAUGGCGCUGGCGGGGCUUGCUGGUGCGGGACUUACGGCGGCUGCUUUGAAGCAUCACACAUCUCGUGAGGAGAAGGAAGAAGAGCGCAAGCACAGGAAGCAUCGGUCCUCGCGCAGCAGCAGAAGUCGCUCUGAAAGCGUGUCUGAGAGCAUGCACGAAGAGCCAAUGCCCAAGGAACUUGUUCCGCCGCUGCCAUUCAACCAGAGUGAACUGCUAGGAGGAUCUGAGCUCACGCGAGACUCGAUUCUUUCAGCCGACACAGAGACAAAAGAGAGACCGCAAUCAAGGUCGUCUGCUAGCACCGGCGUCACGGGCACAGGCGCAGACACUCCUCUUCAGCAAGUUCCUCGCUAUAUUUCUCCAGCGCCCCUCACGCCCAAGCGCACUCCCAAUGCGUUCCAGCAGACGAUUGGUUCUGCCCAGAGCAAUCACUCUGCUGGUGACGCGCGGACGUCAACACCCAAGAGCGAACGCAGCUUCACUUCUCGAUCCAAAGGAGCCAGUGAUGCCGCGGCUGCUGCCAAAGCCCGUGCGAUUGAGCAGUCUGAGCCCCAAGCGUCGCAGUACGAAAUUGAGAGCGAGACCCAAUCCAGACGCGGCGUUAGUCCAAUCCAAAGCGAGGCCAGUUACCGUGGAGAUGCUCAGAACACUGGCUCUCCUCGUCGAUUCAACUCUAUUCGUAGCGGUCCGUCGGUGUCUUCGCUCGGCGACCAUUUCGAACGACGGCAGUCUGGCCUCUCUAUCGCAUCGUUGGACUCGACAGCAAGCACCAAAGCUGCGCGAACUCGUAAGCGGCCACAGGGCGUUACGCUCGAAAGCAAGAGAUCUGUACUGAAUGAGCCGAGUAUGCCGGAUGAAGCGAAGGAGUUCUUCUCACGCAACCACCAAAAGAAUGAGCAGUAUCGACGUGAACUGGAGGAUGACCCCCUGACACCACCACCGGUGAACUACAACCGGUUGACCAUGUACACGGACGACAGUGUUGAAGGGCCCUACCUUGACCGGGACCGGGAUCCCAAGGUGAAUCAGGACAUUCGCAAGGUUGGCUCAAUUCCCGAGUAUAUCCACACACCGCUCGCCGUGGAAUCUGCCGUGGCUUCGCUGCACGAUCAAACUGAAAUCAGUUUCCGUUCAUCCAUGGUAUCAAGCCCGCUGAAGAAGAGCGCCCUGUCCCAAGUCAGCAAUUACCCCGGCACUGUGCAGACCGAGGAAGUCCCUGCUGGCCAGAAAUGGGCCGCGAUUCGCGACAAGGCUGAAGCCCUGUCACAGGAGCGCAAAGUCGAAAACUCUCCGAAACAGAGCAUUCCUCGUGAAGAUUCUCCCAGGCAGAGCAUUGCCGAAUCCGAGGAUGCAGAAUCGAUUGACGAAGCACCGAGGAUGCAUCACAGCGCGUUCCCAGUCGGCCAAGACGAUAUGCCUGAGAUUGGAUACGGCAUGGAUGAUGACUCUGAUGUGACGACCAACCCCUCAAUCAUCCAAGGACCUAUAGGAGCAGCUGACAAGUAUCGUGACCGCACCGAUAAGUUACUUGGGCUGCAAGAUGAGCGAGAGCGUACGCCCACCUCGUUCUCCAAGGGUCAUCUUCAGAGACAGGAUCAGUCGAGCCCAGCGUCGUUUGAAGAUGAACGCCAGCCCACCGUAGAAGAUGACUAUGAUCAGCCCUAUCCAGGCCAGACCGGCUGGAAAGACGAGGGUUACCAGUCGGCUAACCAACGUGAAGGCUACACGCCUCAAAACCGCAAUCACUCCAAGGUUUACGAAGAUGAUGAUUACGGCGAUGAGUUUAGUGGCAUGGACCUUGGAGACCCAGACAUGUUCGCUGGCGGAAGCAAGCAUGACCGGCACGUCAGUGGCAACUCUCACGGCAUGAGCUCACCGCUCUACGAUGCGGCUACUGGCAAGGGCAUCGACCACAUCCAGUCCAAAGACAUUGUGGCGCUCAUGGAUCACCUGACCGUUCGCGAUGCCCAGCGCAAUGCCCGGGAUACUGAAAUUCUCGUGACGCUUGUGCGCAGCGCGGCCGAGAUGCGCACCCAGUUGGACGAUCUCAAGCAGUUCAUCAAGGUCCAAGACAACAUGAUUAUGAACACAACCGACAAGCGCGUCAAUCUCGCCGAGCAGAGAAUCCUGGGCGGACCUCGUCCUCAGCCACUUACGCCGCCUCGCGUCAACCGACACCAGACCGAGGAGGAAAUUGAGACCAAGAAGAAGAGUGUCUUUAGGCGUGCUCUCAAGGGCCUCAGCGCUGGCAAGGGCGACGGCGACAUCAAGCACAUUGAGGCGAUGCUGGUUCAAUUGCUUGGUGAAGUCGAGGGCCUGAAGCAGGUGAACCAGCUCUCCCUAGAUCAGCAAAACCACGCCCGGACAAAUAGCAUCAACUCGUACGAGAACCUGCGGGGCAGUGGUGAUGCAGGCUACGAGCCUGAAGGUCGCGCCAAUACUGCAUCCUCGCCAGACCAGUCGGGCUAUUUCUCCAAUCCUUCUUCGUCACGGCGCAUCCAAGAUCUGCACUCUGGUUACGACGUUGCACCAACGAACCGCAUCAGCACGGUGCGAGAGGAGAGCGAUGAGGAGUUUGAGGAACGAAGCCAGCGAAGCCAGCGCUUCGAGAACACGGAGCGAAUGACUACGCCUACUCAAGAGGCUUUCCAGGAGAAGCGCGCGUCUCUGGGAACCCCGCCACAGGCCUCGAGGGCAGCACGAGACUCGCCGAGCCAGGAGAACACACCGAAGCGCAAGCACAAGUCCAACUCUUCAUCCAUCUUUGGCAUUCCCAAGAUUUCGCGAUGGUCAAAGACGACGGCGUCUACCAACCCAGAGAGCGUGCCCCGCAACAGCGGAUCUGGAGACAAGCGACCUUACUCGGUUCAUUCGACUCACUCCAGGUCGUCGUCUCAAGAUGACUACUAUGACGAGGACGGACCGUACAACCAGCAUGGCGACGACAGGCUUCGCUCCAGCGCAUCUCUCGCCAGGGAAGAGCAGGGUUCUAUUCGCUCCCCCUCGCCACUCAUCCCAGAGGAGCACGCAUACGAGAUGGAAGAUCCCAAGUACCAGGCCCAUCGCAACUCGCUGAACCUGCAGCACCCCCAGCCACGGCCUGGUCCUACUGGCCGUCACCAGAACAACCUGGAGACGCAGGCGCAAAUCUUCCAGCCAAUGCGCUCGAGCAUCGCAUCUCCCGACUUUGACCAGUGGGGCAGCAUGCCAUCCCUUGCUCGCAACCGCCUCUCUGGCGUCUCGGCUCCUCAUACCAACAACCUUUCCCCCAUCUCAUCUGACAGCAGCUACGCGUCAGAGCACCAGGCUGGCCCACCACGCCCACCCAAGAUCCCAGAGGAUGGGCCGCUCAUGCCUCCACAGCAAACGCUUGCGGGUUACGGCCAGACGAGGCAAAUGUACAGCUCUCCAAACGAGUUUGGCAGUCAAGGUGCCUUGACGCCGCUUGCACCCAUUGCAGAGGUGCGUUAUUCGCUGGAGACUGAUAGGGGCCAUCGCAUCACGCCCACCGCCUCGCCGCGCCCGAGCACUCAGAGCCUCCGUAGCAGCAGUGAUAUGAGCACCCCACAGCGAAAGAUUACUGGUCCCAGGGCCAUGGGCAGCAGGAGCCCACUGCCAAGCAGCCCCCUGCAGCAUUCGGAUACCGUCAUCCGGAGGAAGCCUAUUGAUGCGGACGAAGAGUCUCUGGAGAGCUACCGCAGCAGUCUCGACUCGGAGAUUUUCUAGGCGAAUAAUCUGAACCCCGGCAUCUUACUAAACAGCAGCAGAUGCGCCGCUGUUAAAUGCUGGAUGAAAAAAAAUGUCAAGAAUGGAAACGCACACUUUUUAUGUUGCCCACGUGCGGGAACGAAGGCACGAAAACAGUCCAUGCUUCGGCAUGUGACUUUUGCUCAAGAAGACGGGAAGUAAUGGAAUGGGGGAGGAAGAACGAAGGUGGGGGGGAUGCAAAUCCCACACAAAAAAUGCUUUGCUUGGUUAUGUGGCCGUUCGUUCCUUCGUUCAUUUUAACAUAAUUUCGCAUGAUAUCAAGUUCAGCGAGCAUGGCGUCGACAGCAAGCGCGCGAUGGCAAGAGGGGUGAGAAAGGGGGGGG